GGUGGGCGCUCGCUUUGUAUGCUUCCAAUGUAAUUUUUCAUUGACUUUUGCAACAAGACGCCACCUAUCAAAAAGUCGCAGCUCUCGGAACUAGCGGCGAUUUGACAGCUAUGACAGCAAAACGAGGGAACUUUCUAUUCCACACAAACCUUCUGAGCUGUAACACGCAUUUUACAUACGCUUUAAAUCUCAUUGAAAUUCUUCGAAAUUCGAAUCGGCAUAACCUCAAAUCAUGGUAAACACAAGAUCAAGCCAAAAUAAGCGUGUGGCUUCGGCUUCGGGCAAUGCCAAGCCUGUUGGUCCCAAGAAAGCCAAAAUUGAACCAAAACCUCGAUCUGGACCAAAGCCAACACCGAAAGCCGUUCGAUUUUCGUCGGUUACUGACACCAAAAUGAAGACCAGCAAACACCAAUCACGUAUUGAUAGUCCACGCGGUCGUCGCGAUAGUCAACGUAGUCGUCGCUCACCAUCUCCCCGCCGUGACUUCAGUCCAUUUCCAUUUGUUCAAAGUCCUUACGGCUACGGCCAUGGCCACGGUUAUUUGCCUUUUGCAAUGCCAUCACCAUACUAUCCAAAUCCAUUUGGAUUUGGUGGCGUUGGUCCGCACCACCUUGGUAAAGCUCAUCACAAGCGUCGUUAUGAAGAAAUAAACGAUAGUUCAAGCGCAUCGGACGAUGAUGAAUGGGAUGGUUUUGUUCAAUCGCCAGUUGCUAUGCCAGCAAAGCGCACCUAUCGUGCAAAGUCAGUAAGUGCUGCUGCUCCGCCGACCAAGCCACGUGGACGCCCACCAAAAUUGAAUCACACUGUUACUAGUGGCGCGUUGAACGCAGUUGUCCAUGGUUCAUUGCCAACACUAGCAUCGGACGAUGAUGAAUGGGAUGGUUUUGUCCAAUCGCCAGUUGCUAUGCCAGCAAAGCGCACCUUUCGUGCAAAAUCAGUAAGUGCUGCUGCUCCGCCGCCGACCAAGCCACGUGGACGCCCACCAAAAUUGAAUAACACUGUCACUAGUGGUACAUUGCAAACACCAGCAAAACGAACAUCUCGUUCAUCAUCAGCGUCUUCGUUGGCAAAUCGCAUCCAAACUCCUUGCAUGAAACCAAUUGGUCGCGGAAAAUUCGAACAAAAUCCGAAUUGUAACUGUUCAACGUGCGUUCAUACCGUCCAAACAAGUGUUCCGUGGAUGCAAAGCGUCCCUCGUUUUGGCGUCAUUGAUAACCACCAACGCCCCAUUCCAGAUUUGAAUCCGAUUGGUGCUUCUGCCAAGGUACCGCCAUCAGCUACUGUGGUUAGUCGUCAAUCGAGCGAAAUGAUGCAAGCAGCCAAGGCUUCACCAGGUGUUAGUCGUAAAUCGGACGAAAUGAUGCAAGCGCAAAUCAAGCUCAACGCCCAACUUAUGCAACGAAUUGAUGACUUCGAAGCCGAAAAAAAGGUCUGGGCUGAAGAAAUCAAGGCGCUCCAAGCUGCUUCUGAACGCAGCAAAAAAGAAGCUACAUUCUUCAAAGCCAAAUUUGCUGAAUCGUCAUCCGAAUGCAAUAAGCUGAAUGACAAGUUGGCCAAGCGUAAGCCAGACACGAAUGCUGAUUCGUCCGCAAACAAAGAAAAUGAAGGCGAUAAGCCAGUGCUCCAGAAAUGCAAUUAAACGCAAUGAAAAAGCUACCUCGAAGUGCCUGAGCCAAAAUCGGCCAAAAACCAAAAAAAAAUGAAACAAUUCUGUGUUAAAUCUAGUUUCUUUAAAUUUAUUUUCCUUUCUUUUUUCGUUUUUACUUAUAUAUUAUUUAUCAAUCAGUUCAAUUCAUAAAAGAUCAUCACAAACCAUUUAAAUUAAAACACAUUUUGUUGCGUAUUUCUAAAAUAAAUGUUGAAACA
Messenger RNA from Sitodiplosis mosellana (orange wheat blossom midge), 1866 nucleotides. RefSeq lists its product as uncharacterized. The transcript has 5 exons. Lineage: Eukaryota; Metazoa; Arthropoda; Insecta; Diptera; Cecidomyiidae. The record is from RefSeq and is a predicted model, not a curated record. Bases 233 to 1639 code for a protein of 468 amino acids. Gene Ontology annotation, molecular function: DNA binding.